UAUCUAACCCGCCGUCCGCGCGGCCGUCCCCGUGCACAAGCGCCCACCGGAAGGCGACGAAAACAACACGACUUGGAUUGAGGAUGAAUGUGCCUUUGAGAAAAUUUCUGGGGCAGUGCUCCCAGGCAGCUGGUCUCCACACCUCAGCACCAUUAGAACACAUUCAGAAGAUGACAAGAUUACGUGUUGUUGACAACAGUAAGCUAGGAAAGGCUGCCAUGUUGGAAGGUCGACCCCCCAGGUGUAUUCAUGUAUAUAACAAAACAGGAAUUGGACAUACAGGAGACAAAGUACUGGUUGCCAUCAAGGGACAGAAAAAACGAGGCAUUCUUGUUGGCUGUCACCAGGAUCAGAAGCCUUUGAUGCCCAAGUUUGACACAAAUAACCUGGUCUUAAUUGAAGACAAUGGCAUGCCACUUGGAAACAGAAUACAUGUUCCGAUUCCAACAAUGCUCCGCAAAAAACUCACAGAUAUGUCUCGACCCAAGGGUGCUGAUUAUACAAAAAUUCUAGCAAUAGCUACUCGCUUCAUAUGAUUUAUUUAUAUAUAUCUGUUUUUGUAUAAUGAAUAAAAUUCAGUUCAUAUAGUCUGUUUAUUACAAAAGUUCUCUAUGUACAUAUGUAAUUUACAUAAAAUUCCUUUACAA
Molecule: messenger RNA, 647 nt
Organism: Penaeus chinensis
Lineage: Eukaryota; Metazoa; Arthropoda; Malacostraca; Decapoda; Penaeidae
Gene: mRpL14
Product: 39S ribosomal protein L14, mitochondrial-like
Exons: 3
Coding region: 84-536 (150 amino acids)
Biological process (GO): translation
Cellular component (GO): mitochondrion; ribosome
Molecular function (GO): structural constituent of ribosome
Source: RefSeq, a predicted model, not a curated record